Messenger RNA from Tremella mesenterica DSM 1558, 2022 nucleotides. RefSeq lists its product as uncharacterized. The transcript has 4 exons. The coding region runs from base 1 to 2022 and encodes 673 amino acids. The record is from RefSeq and is a predicted model, not a curated record. NCBI's taxonomy places the organism in Eukaryota, Fungi, Basidiomycota, Tremellomycetes, Tremellales, Tremellaceae.
AUGGCCCCUUCUACUCCUACACCCAGCCCUUUCGCCGCCAUGAGGAACUUUGGUGGUAUGGUGUCAUCUGCUCUUUCUUUCGGCGACAGAUCUCGCCAAGUCUCCUCCCUCGGCCUCGGCACUCUCUCUCUGGGGGAGCCGUCUGGCGCUGCCCCGCCCCCUCGCUCCGCCUCUCCCUCCGCUGGUUCUCCCGUCCCCGUAACGGGUUCUCCUGGAGGGCCUCCUCCUGCCGCCACUCCUCGCCGUAGGACACCCGCCUUUCGUCCUGGUGAGUCUCCGUCCUCCUCCGACCAGGACUCGCUCAGUGGGGGCUCGGAGUCGGGUGAUCGACCCGACACCGAAGAAAGUGAGGAUGAUGAUGAUGGGGAGGGUAGGAUCGAUAGUGAGGGUGAAAGCGAGUUAGAAGAAUACCCGGAUGAUGAUGUGGAGGUGAUUAGUGUAGAGGACAACAACGUAGAUAGUCCUGAGCCCGGUCCUGCCCCUCCCCCUGCUCAAAUUGUGGGCCAGAAACGACGCCGUUCCCUCUCUUCUUCUUCUUCUUCCUCUUCUUCUUCUUCCUCUUCUUCUUCCGGGGUUCUCCCCCCCCCCAACGCCAUCGCCGCUGCCGCCGCUGCUGGUCCUGCUGCCGCCGCCCCCGUCGCUGCUCCCCCCCCUUCUCCCAGAGGGGAGCCUUCGCCCAAACGGGUGAAGAGAUCACUGCGGGAAGAAGAGUACUUGUGGGAGAAGAUGAAGUCCGAGCCUGGUCGUUGGAUCGCGGUUGGUGUUGACGAAGCGUGUGAUCGUUGCCGGCCCUCCGUUGUGCUUCAUGCACGUCUGGCCCCUGCUCCUUCUGUCCCGUUUCCUCUGCCCGGGACAUCCCGCCCCGUCCCUCCGACUCUUCGCCCUUCCCCCCUCCUCAGACUCCAGCGUCUGUCCCCCGUUCGCGGGUACCUCCUUCGUCUCUCCGGUCGGUUCGCCGUACUUCGCCGGACCCCGGACCUCCGCCCGUCGCCUCCGUCGCCGUCGCCCUUCGCUCCUGUGGCCGGCCCAUCACGUCUCCCGGCUGUUCCUCCUUCGUCUUCUCGCCGUCCUUCGGCCUCUGCUCCUUCGGCCUCUCGUCCUUCGGCGCCACGUCCGUCCUCUCCAGUGGUAGCUUCUCCUCCGGCUCACAGCACCCGAAGUCGGCGUCCUUCUGUUCCUCCGGCCACUUCGGCGGCCCCUCCCGUCACCCCUCCCUCUGCUUCCCAGAAGACACCGAAGUCUUCUUUAAAGAAAUCAAAAGGGAAAUCUAAAGAGAAGGAGGUUGCCUUCAAUGAUGGUGAUGUGGAAAGUGAAGAUACUCAGCGUGCUGGUCCCUCUGCUCCCCGGUUGUCCCUCGUCCACCCUCGUAUCUCCCUGGACGUCCGUAUUCCUGAGGACGAAAAGGAAUUCGCCACUUAUCGUUCUCUCGUCCUCGGUCUCACUACUCAGCUUGAGGCCGCCCGAAAUGAUACAUCUCUCCUGCUUGACUUCUCUUCUCGUCAAGCUAACGCUUUAAACAAUCUUACUGCGGCGUUAGUAGAUGUAGUCAACACUGGGGCUCUGGACGACGAAGCAAGGACAAGGUUAGCGGACGUCUCUCGCCGAAGCCUUACUGAGAUAGCCGAUGUUCGCCGAAGACUGUUCGACACCCCCUUCCUAGUCACUCCUAUGGCGUAUGAGCCACCACCGUCCCUUGACUGGUUAGGUCGCCGUAGUAGUUCUCGUGUCCCAGCUUCCGCCCAGACUGCUCUCGACCUCCUCAGUCUUCCCUUCGAGUGUCUACGGACCAUACGUUCUCUGUGGAGGACCCCGAGCAUGCAAGCUGCUCGAGAUGUCCAGGACUUCGGUGACUUCUUUGGGGCUAUGAAUCGGGCAUGGAAUGCUUCUCUCUCUACUGCGUUCCCGUCUGAGACUCUCGAUCUACCUUCGGUCAUCGGUAGCCUCCACACCAAUCCCGCGGGACCGAGUAGAUCGAAGGAGAAAGGAAAAGGAAAAGGUAAGGGUAAGAGUAAGGACAAGUGA